CCCAACAAACGUUGUACAUUUCCUUCGUUGAUGUACAGUGCUGUUUUGUAUAGGCUUGUAUGUGGCCAAUCUACACUGACCUACUUCACUAACUAUGUCUUUAUUAUCAGUGUAAGUCUGUCGGUUUCCUGUCGCUCCACAGGGAAGUUAUUUACUACGUACAACAGGGAAGUACAACUGCAGGUCUAAACAGGUAGAUCUACGCAAUGCCGCAGUGAUGGGCGUAUCCAGAGCAGAUAUUUGUUGAUAUUAUUAACUAGUCAGCAGCAUGGUCAAAUUCAGCCGAACAUUUGACUUUAAGUUUUGAUCAAACUUUUACAAUGUCCGCAGGAAAGUGACAGAUUUAUCAGCAAAGCUAGAGGGAAGUUCAACAUCUGAUUGUGAAUCCCAGGGCUGGAUAAAUAUGGACAAUGAUACGUGAACCUUCUGAUGCGUGGAACGGUAAACCUGGAUUCAUCAUCACAGUAACCCUGUGGCAUCAGUGAUCGUGAGGUAGUUAUAUAUCCUGCAGUGUUUUACAUUACUAUAAGUUUAACAAACAUAUACUACUGGAUGGGACAUUCAAGUCAAGUUUUCAUUUUUAACAUAACAAACUCUAAUUUGUGAGUGUUUACUGAUAACAAUAUGUUUAUACAAGAACAAUAAACAUCUUCAAGACUUCAACAAACAAAAAUAGUUUUUUUUUAUGAAAAUGGCAUCCCCUAUUAGCCAAAUACCUCUCCGUAAUAAAGGUCAAACGACAUGCAUUCACCACAAGGGGAGAAAACUAGAAUUUUAUUGUGAAAAGUGUCAGGAACCGGUUUGUCCAAAAUGCUUUUCUUCUAUUCACAAAACCCAUCCAGUUAGUGACCUAAGUGAAAUCACUCCCCAGAAAGCACUAGACAUUAAAAACUUUAUAGACAGAACAGAAAAAAAUGACCUUGUGCAAAUUGGAAAAUACAUCAACUCUACUGAUACGCUCCUUAAAGACAACACCAGUACAUUUGAGAAGCUGUCACAAAAGUUAAAAUUGCAAACAGAUAAAUUAAAACAAGAGCUGGAUAUGCUUACAGAACAGACACUCUCUCUUUACCACAAAAUGGAAGAGGAUAAUACCAAACUGAUAAAUAAAUACAAACAGGACCUGGAGAUGUACGAGAAGCAACUCAAACAACAAGUUCAAGAAUGUAAAGCAGCUCUCCAGCGUGGUUCACACAUACAGAUUUAUGAUACAUAUUGUGAGAUCCAGUCUCCUACACACAGUCUUCCUGUAAAACCUGUCUUGGGUACUGCCAACUUCACUCCAAAUGAAAAUCCUCAAGAUCACUUGAAAAAAGCCUUGGGAAAAGUUACCACCUCAGGUCAAGGUCAAACUUUAACUGACCAGGAUCGGUCAGUCUCAACAUCUGAUGAUCAGGGACAACCCUCUACACAACAACAACAGUCAGGAGCAAAAGGGAAGAAAGCAGUGACAACAUACAAACUACUGCCACAGACCAAGGUAGUGGAGGAGUGGGACCCUCCAUUUAUCAUUGGUUCUAUAUGUCCCACCACUGAUGGUCAGGUGUGGACCAGGGACUGGUACACACUAACUCUCCUGGACAGGAAUGGUAAAGAAAUACAGAAGGUCAAACACAAUGUCGGGAUCAGUGACAUCAGUCUGUCACCCACCACACACACACUGUGGCUCUGUGAUCAUAAAAACAACAUCAUGGAGCUGGUAUCAGGACGACUGACUCACAGAUUCAGUACCAAGGAGUUUCCCAGGUGUAUAUGUAUUACAGCCAGUAACCAUGUCAUUGUAGGGAUGACCAAACACAUCUCCAAAUUUACCACAGAUGGUAAAAUGGUGUGUACUACAAUGGCUAAGGGGACUGGGAAACCAUUAGUGUGUACACCAAACAGUAUCACAGAGUGUCCUGUCACUCACAAUGUGGCAGUCACUGAUUUCAGUAGUGAAAGUGAUGGUGGUGAUGAAAACAUACAUGUUGUUGUGAUGGACACUGAUUUCAAGGAACUGUUUGUGUAUAGAGGUGACAUCCCCAGUACAUAUAAACCAACACCACACACAGGAGGUAAACCAUUUAACCCCUGGGAUGUGGUGUAUGACAGUGUGGGGAACCUGAUCAUAGGGGACUGUAUCAACCACAGGGUCCUACUCAUCAGUGGAGGUGGUGAGUUCCUCAGGGUCAUACACACAGACACAGACUGUACAGUGGCUGUAGGUAUAGACAGGGAGGAUGUCCUGUGGGCAUUGUUUGGGUAUAACAAAGUCAAACUACUACAGUACAGCAGUGUGUGACACCUGUAACCAAACAACUAGUAUAUCUAGUUACCAUGACAAUGACAUGGAAAUCAGAGACAAAGGAAACUUAUCAUGAUUACAAACCAACUACAGAUUGUGUGACAUUCACAGGAUUAUAAGUAAAAUGUCUAGACUACAGAUUGUGAGACAUUCACA
Mizuhopecten yessoensis (Yesso scallop) is the source of this 2440-nucleotide messenger RNA. RefSeq lists its product as uncharacterized. The record is from RefSeq and is a predicted model, not a curated record. The transcript has a single exon. The coding region runs from base 686 to 2281 and encodes 531 amino acids. NCBI's taxonomy places the organism in Eukaryota, Metazoa, Mollusca, Bivalvia, Pectinida, Pectinidae. Gene Ontology annotation, molecular function: zinc ion binding.